Molecule: messenger RNA, 2746 nt
Organism: Nelumbo nucifera (sacred lotus)
Lineage: Eukaryota; Viridiplantae; Streptophyta; Magnoliopsida; Proteales; Nelumbonaceae
Gene: DEG15
Product: protease-like protein
Biological process (GO): protein processing
Cellular component (GO): peroxisome
Molecular function (GO): serine-type endopeptidase activity
Source: RefSeq, a predicted model, not a curated record
GAAAUCUUUAAGAGGCCUAUCCGUACUUUUCCGAAAGGCGAAGAAUGAAAGAGUUGUACGAACUAUGAACAAUUGAAAAAAAAAAGAAAAGAAAAACUAAUAAACGAGUCAGGCAAGUCGCAAGCGCAGGCUCAGCUUUUCAUGCUCAUGCUCCCGAGAGAAGAUCAGAGUCUCCCGCCACACAUCCUUGCACAUGGAGUUGCCGGAAAUCGUUCAAUUUGCUAGGAACUUCGCCGUCAUGGUUAGGAUCCAGGGCCCGGACCCAAAGGGUCUGAAGAUGCGGGGGCAUGCUUUCCACCAAUAUCAGUCUGGCAUCACUACCCUUUCGGCAUCUGGAAUGUUGUUGCCGAAUUCCUUUAGCGAGUUUUCAAUCUUUAAGCAUGCCCUGGGUGGUAUUUACCGGAAAUCUUCGUCUGGGUUGGCGCUGGUUGUUACUGUUGCAUCAAUCAUGGAGCCUUUCCUAUCUUUACAGUAUCGAGAGAGCGCUGCGCAGGCUCCCCCUGAGUUGAUUCCUGGUGCUCAGAUUGAUGUUAUGGUAGAGACAAAGGUGGGCGAAAAUCUUGGUGAAACGGACAAGGGAACUCCUCUUUGGCUCCGGUCAGAACUUUUAGCACUGAUUGGUGUCCCUGCAUCUUCCCUUGCUCUCCAGUCACUAAUUGAAGCUCCUACUGGCUCACCUGAGAAUAAUUCAUGGGAAGUUGGUUGGUCCUUGGCAUUUUCAAAUGGUGAUUCUGAAGCUAUUGUGGACGCCCUUCAAAAACAGGUCAAGCAUGAUAUUGGAUCCUCAUUUGAGGCUCUUGGAUUGCGAGAAUUAAGAAAUCCAACUCGUAUGGCCACCUCAGCCACUAGAAUUGCUUUUCUUGGAGUUCACUCAAUAACAUCUGAGGAUUUGCCAAAUAUGGUUAUAUCACCACCAAGUAAGAGGGGGGAUCUUCUUCUGGCAAUGGGCUCUCCUUUUGGGAUCCUAUCACCGGUUCAUUUCUUGAAUAGCAUAUCUGCAGGAUCUGUUGCAAACUGCUAUCCACCCAAUACAUAUAAUAGCUCAUUGCUGAUGGCUGACAUUCGGUGCCUUCCUGGAAUGGAAGGUGCUCCUGUUUUUGGUGAACAUGCAAAUCUUAUAGGUAUCCUAACAAGACCCUUGAGACAAAGAGCUGGUAGUGCGGAAAUUCAGCUGGUGAUUCCAUGGGAAGCUGUGGUUACUGCUAUGAGUGACUCACUGCCAAAUCAACCUCAAAAGAUGAAGGGGAUUAUACAUUACAAGGAAGAUGGAGAUGUUGUGGGGAAGGGAUGUUCAACUAACAGUUGUGACACCAGUGGAUUUUUUAACCCUAUUUAUGAACAUCGGUAUUCUCAUUGCUCUCCACCAGUGCCAGUUGAGAAGGCGAUGCCUUCUAUUGCUCUUAUUACCAUAGAUGAUGGGGCUUGGGCGUCAGGUGUCUUGCUAAACAAUCAUGGACUGAUACUCACAAAUGCUCAUCUUUUGGAGCCAUGGAGAUUUGCUAAAAGAUCUGUUAGGGGUCAUAAAGAUGGAAACCCAUCAGCAGCACUGCUUAUGUCCUCUAACAGAUCGAUGGCUACUUGGCAUGAAAAUUGUGAUGGGCUGGAGACAGUGAAGAUUUCAGAUGCUUCUGUGGGUGACAAGUAUAGUGAAUAUAAGUUGAGUUCAAUUUACAAGAGGUAUAGAAGAAUACGUGCCCGCCUGGAUCAUAUGGACACAUGGAUGUGGUGUGAUGCUAGGGUAGUGUAUGUUUCUAAAGGACCCUUAGACAUUGCCUUGCUGCAGCUGGAGUCUGUUCCAACUCAACUAUGCCCUAUGGUUCCAGACUUUACAUGCCCAUCUCCAGGAUCAGAAGCACAUGUUAUUGGACAUGGACUCUUUGGACCACGGUGUGACAUCUAUCCAUCUGUUUGCUCUGGUGUAGUUGCACGGGUUGUCAAAGCAGAGAUUCCUCUCCAUUCCUGUGAAUCAAAUCUACCAAACAGCAUAGCAACAAUGCACCAUAAUGCACCAAAAGAGGUACCAGUUAUGCUUGAAACUACUGCCUCUGUGCAUCCUGGUGGUAGUGGUGGUGCUGUUGUCAAUUCAGAUGGUCAUAUGAUUGGACUUGUAACAAGCAAUGCAAGGCACAGUGGAGGAACAGUCAUACCCCACCUAAACUUCAGCAUACCAUGUGCAGCUCUUGAGCCCAUCUUCAAGUUCUCAAAGGACAUGCAGGAUUUAUCAAUCUUAGAGAAUCUGGAUAAACCAAACGAAAAUCUUUCUGCUGUAUGGGCAUUGAUGCCACCUCUCUCUCCCAAGGUGAGGCCCCAAUUUCCUCAUCUGCCAGAAUUUCAGCCACCAGAGAACAAGGGAGGAAAGGGUUCUCGUUUUGCCAAGUUUCUUGCUGAACAACGCACCGAGGCUUUUCCAAGGCCGAAUAAGCUUGUCAGAGUAGAAAAGGUUUCUAAUAAGCUUCUUCCUAGCAAAUUAUGACCCUACAGAAAUCUCCUAUAAUCAAGCCAAAUCUCGUGCUUACUGGGAACUGGGAACCGCAGAGGGCACUUGAUACCAGGGACCGAGCUCUACCACCCAGCUUAUACCAUGACAGGCUUCAUUCUCUCUGAACUGAACUCUUCUACAACCAAAGUGAUCAUUACUAGGGAACUUGGUGUUUAAUGGAGAUAAAAUUUGUUGUAACUUUUGAUAUUUAUCAAGAAGAAAAAUAAAAACAAAAUGCAAGUUGAUAUGUAUUAGAUUGUUUCUCUA